This is a messenger RNA of Hibiscus syriacus, 741 nucleotides long. RefSeq lists its product as uncharacterized. NCBI's taxonomy places the organism in Eukaryota, Viridiplantae, Streptophyta, Magnoliopsida, Malvales, Malvaceae. The transcript has 2 exons. The record is from RefSeq and is a predicted model, not a curated record. The coding region runs from base 1 to 741 and encodes 246 amino acids.
AUGGCUGCUCCCAGGCCCACCACUGUCAGACUGAAGCUUCUGAUAGCCCCAAAAUCCCAGAGAGUUCUGUAUGCUGAAGCAGACAAAGAUUUUGUUGAUUUUCUCUUCAACAUCUUGUCAUUACCCGUUGGCACUGUGGUAAGGCUCCUUAAUAAACAAGGAAUAGAGGGGUGCAUUCGAAACAUUUAUGAGAGUAUUGAAAAUGUGGGCGAUUCCUACAUGCAAUCAGCAGAAAACAAAGAUAUCCUUCUGAAGCCAAUGGUUGCUAACUAUGCUGCUAAUGUAGCUCUCCUGUUGCCUACACUGCAACCCUCAUCAUACACCAAUCUCUAUAGGUGUGACAACUUUAAUAAUGUCUAUUGUCGCCCAAAAGUGACAACUAAUCCGAAUACCAUUUGUCCUUCAUGCUCUUGUUCUAUGAAACAUAAAGUAACUUUCGUGAAUCCGACAAUCAAAGCUUCAGGCUCGGUUGAGGUAGGUUUCGUCAAGGGAGCUGCAACUUACAUGGUAAUGGAUGAUCUGGUGGUGAGGCCUAUGUCCACUGAAUCUAUAAUUACUUUGCUCAGCGAGCUCAACAUUAAGGAUGUGGGUGAUCUCGAAGUGGAAGUCGUUGGUGUUGGAAUUAAGGAGACAGUGGAAUUGCUGAGGGCAUUGAUCUGGUCCAGGUCCAAGGCCGUGCUUACUACUGUUUUCCUUAGUGGGAAGAAGGAGCCUUCUGUAAAGUCUCAACCACUGCACUGA